Molecule: messenger RNA, 2872 nt
Organism: Mandrillus leucophaeus (drill)
Lineage: Eukaryota; Metazoa; Chordata; Mammalia; Primates; Cercopithecidae
Gene: DENND11
Product: KIAA1147 ortholog
Exons: 8
Coding region: 1-1056 (351 amino acids)
Cellular component (GO): cytoplasm
Source: RefSeq, a predicted model, not a curated record
AUGGUAGAAUGGUGCUUACCUCAAGAUAUUGACCUCGAAGGUGUUGAGUUCAAGUCUAUGGCCAGUGGGUCCCAUAAAAUCCAAUCUGAUUUCAUCUAUUUCCGAAAGGGGCCCUUCUUCGGCCUGGCCUGCUUUGCCAACAUGCCAGUGGAGAGCGAGCUGGAACGUGGCGCGCGGAUGAAGUCUGUGGGCAUCCUCUCUCCCUCCUACACGCUGCUUUACCGCUACAUGCACUUCUUGGAGAACCAGGUUCGGCACCAGCUGGAGAUGCCAGGACAUUACUCUCAUCUGGCCGCCUUCUAUGAGGACAAAAAGGGGGUGCUCCAUGCUGGUCCCGGCAGAGGCAGCAGCCUGCCCCCUGUCUACUGGCUGCCUUCCAUCCACCGAUACAUGUCUCAGUUCAUAAAGUUCUUUGGAGAACAGAUCCUCAUCCUCUGGAAAUUUGCCUUACUUCGAAAGCGCAUUUUGAUAUUUUCUCCCCCACCUGUGGGCGUGGUGUGCUAUAGAGUGUACUGCUGCUGCUGCUUGGCCAACGUUUCACUGCCUGGCAUCGGGGGCACCAUUCCUGAGUCCAAGCCUUUCUUCUACGUGAACGUGGCCGACAUCGAGAGCCUGGAGGUAGAGGUGUCCUAUGUGGCCUGCACCACAGAGAAGAUAUUUGAGGAGAAGCGGGAGCUGUAUGACGUCUACGUGGAUAACCAGAACGUGAAGACGCACCACGACCACCUGCAGCCGCUGCUGAAGAUCAACAGCGCUGACAGGGAGAAGUACCGCCGGCUCAAUGAGCAGAGGCAGAUGCUGUUGUACUCCCAGGAGGUAGAAGAAGACUACAACCCUUGUGAAGAGGACCUCUUCGUGCUAUUUUUCCUAGAACAAAACAACCGGAUAUUUCAGACUUUGUUGGAGGUGUCUGCCAGUCAAGACAAAACUCUGACAGCAGAGCAUGCCCGGGGCAUGGGCCUAGACCCCCAAGGAGACCGGAGCUUUCUCCUGGACCUGCUGGAGGCCUAUGGCAUUGAUGUCAUGCUAGUCAUCGACAACCCCUGUUGCCCGUAGGAGCCAACAGGACUGGGAGCCGCUUCAUGUGGGAUGUCAGCAGCCUGGAGUUCACCCCAGGCCCCCAGAGGGCCUCAUUUUUUAUGAAGUUGACACGAAGGAAUAUUGUUUAUACUUUCCAACAAACAUAAUUUUUGCAAUUUCCUUUCUGCCCUUUUCCCUAGAGAUAAGGUGAGAUCGCCUUGGUUUAGUGUCGUGCCAUGUUAGGAUAUUGGAAUCUGCCACUUUCUCCCAGAGCUGCUGGUCCUUUGGGCUUGGUCAUAGGAGUUGUAUCACUAGGAGUGGGCUGAGCUCUGGAAAUAUUGGGAUGCACUGUUCAGAAAGUUUGUGCGGUCUUUGUCCCUUGACGUAUUUGAGAAUAAGACAACCAUCUGUCCUCUGUGGCUUUAAGAUGUUCAUCUGCCUAAAGGCAGAAACUAGACCGGAUGAUCUUUUAAAGUUUUUAGUAGCUCUAGGAGUCUUGGGAUCAAAUCCCUUUUCUUGUUCACUGGGGCAACUUUAUGUCUUCUCUGUUUACUUGAGUAGGGACCACAAAGAAGGAAAAAAGGAUGUUUCUGACACCAAAUGGGAGCUUAUCUUACGGUCAGAAUGACAGAGGUUGCUUAUCAGUGAGCUGAAGACUAAAAUUGUAGAUUGAAGCCGUGAAACCUUCCUCAAAGUAACUUCAUGGUGGCCAUGCAAGUAAUGUUCCUCUUUCUCUAAACCCCUCCUCUUGGGAUGAAUUGGUGAACUGUUAAGGGCCAGUGCUGGCCUUGGAGCUUGCAAGCAAAUUAAUUUUCCAAUUUAGUCUCUUAAGGGUUCAAUAUGCUCUUGGAGUAAGGGGUAUUUUUAAAGGCUGAAGUUUGGGCUGCUGGAGGAUAGAGCAGUUGAAGUUCGAACAGGAUGGAGAAGUCACUCUAAGUCUCUUCAUCUGGACAUGAGUUCUCUGGAGGCAUUAGCAGUAGCAACUCUGAAUCAACACAGAUUUUCUGGAUUCCGAAAUCUAGCAAGGAUCUGAGCUGGUUAACUCAGAGGGUGGAGCAUGAUGCUAACAAGACCGUUCAUCAUUUUGGACCCCUCACAAACACACUUUUCUUUAGCAGAGGUGACAUUCCUUAGGCUAAAUCUUUGGAUCCAGGGACAUAACAGAUUUGUUGAGAGAAAAUGUGGCAGUGCCUUCACCCAGGACAGUGGUCAGGAAGCCCCGAGCAUCACUGAUGGAUUUAUCCAUUCUCUUCUGAAGUGCUCUGCUCUAGGCUGGGUCCCAUUUUCACCUGCCUGUCCUCUGAUUGGCUUUUGCAGGAGGGCAGCUUACGUGUUUGUCAACCAGUUAGAAAGCCAGUUCCUGUGGGUUGAGUUUAGGCCUUCUUAGCCAUGAUUGAGAAUUUUGACUUGGGAUACUGGGUUGCUGGUGACAAAUAAUGUCUUCCUCUUCCCCCUUCCCGCCUGGCUCGAUUAUGGGAAUAGCCGUCAGUGCAUCUACAUCUGUGACCAAGACCCAGCCAGACUAACAUACACGGCAGAGAGAAAUAACAUUCAAAUGGUGGGUCACACAUCUCAUCUCAAGAUAAGGUGCUUAGGGUUCACUGCUUUAUUCAAAAGUAUUUUCACUGUAGCUCCUUCAUAUGGAAUAUCAAAACUGAAGAAAUUCACACGUGGACAUGCAAAUAGACAUUGAUUAAUCAAGGUAGCAUCUUUAUGUAAAUAUAUAAAUAAGUUUGGGCAUUGAAAUGUAAACUGUACAGCUAAUACACGUCUCCUCUGCAGUGUUGGUCGCUGUCAUUUCAGUAAUGUAGAUGUUUACAAAAGAAAAAAACAUCCGUGUUUCGAGGUUGAA